Messenger RNA from Cygnus olor (mute swan), 10123 nucleotides. RefSeq names its product phosphoinositide kinase, FYVE-type zinc finger containing (gene PIKFYVE). The record is from RefSeq and is a predicted model, not a curated record. Lineage: Eukaryota; Metazoa; Chordata; Aves; Anseriformes; Anatidae. The transcript is spliced from 42 exons. The coding region runs from base 226 to 6582 and encodes 2118 amino acids. Gene Ontology annotation, molecular function: ATP binding; 1-phosphatidylinositol-3-phosphate 5-kinase activity; metal ion binding. Gene Ontology annotation, biological process: intracellular signal transduction; phosphatidylinositol metabolic process.
GAGCCCGGAACCGGCCGCCCCCUGCCCGGCCAGCCCGGGCUGUGCGCCCCGCUGCCGGGCAGCGCCUGCCCGCACCGCGCCCUGCCCGCCGGGACGGGCCCUGCCCAGCCUCCGGGCAGCCGGGGGCGGAGGCGGCACGGAGGCCCGGGGGGUGCUGGAGCGCUGCCCCCUGCCUGCGGGGCCGGCCGGGGGGUCUCGGCAGCCCCGUUCCGCAGGGCACGUGAAAUGGCAGCAGAUGACAAACGGUCUCCGACACUGGAUUCUGCCGGUGAUCUACCUCGUUCUCCUAGCAGUCCAUCUCAUCUCACUCACUUCAAACCCCUGACUCCUGACCAGGAUGAGCCUCCUUUUAAAUCGGCCUACAGCUCUUUUGUAAAUCUCUUUCGCUUCAGCAAGGAUGAUGGCAGGCUUUCAUCCUCAGCAGAGAGAGCAGAGGCAGCACAGGCUGAUCCACAGGCGCUGAGUGGUGGCUGGUCCAGUCCUCAGCAUCCCACCAGGGCUCAGUCUCUGAGGUCACCAGUUCCUUACAAAAAACAACUAUCUGGUGAGCUGCAAAGAAGAUCUUCUACAACGCUGGACACUCGAAGGAAAGUGGAACCACCUCUUGGAAGUCAUGAUCCUCGAACAGCAGUUCAGUUAAGAAGUCUCAGCACUGUCUUAAAGCGCCUCAAAGAAAUCAUGGAGGGGAAGAGCCAGGACAGUGACUUGAAGCAGUAUUGGAUGCCUGACAGCCAGUGCAAAGAAUGCUAUGACUGCAGUGAGAAAUUCACCACCUUCCGGCGGAGGCACCACUGUCGACUUUGCGGACAGAUCUUCUGUAGUCGAUGCUGCAAUCAAGAAAUCCCUGGAAAAUUCAUGGGCUACACAGGGGAUCUCCGAGCCUGUACUUACUGCCGCAAAAUAGCCUUAAGCUAUGCACACUCCACAGAUAGCAACUCCAUUGGAGAAGACUUAAAUGCUCUGUCAGAUUCUGCGUGUUCUGUGUCAGUGCUGGAUCCUGGUGAGCCUCGUACACCGGUUGGGAGCCGUAAAGCUAGCCGCAACAUCUUUCUGGAGGAGGAUCUAACCUGGCAAAGUUUGAUUCACCCAGACUCUUCAACUACCACGUUGUCUGCACGCCUUGGGUCUGUUCAGGAGGAUGCAGGGAAGUCUCCAGCUAGAAAUAGGUCAGCCAGCAUCACUAACUUGUCGCUGGAUCGGUCGGGUUCACCGAUGGUGCCUACCUACGAGACAUCCGUCAGCCCCCAAGCCAGUCGCACACAUAUGAAGGCAGAGACCAGCGAGGAUGAGCGCAAAAUCCUUUUGGACUCAGUCCAGUUGAAAGAUCUGUGGAAGAAGAUCUGCCAUCACAACAGUGGGAUGGAGUUCCAAGACCAUCGCUACUGGCUGCGGACGCAUCCCAACUGCAUCGUGGGAAAAGACCUGGUCAACUGGCUCAUCAGAAAUGGGCACAUAACCACAAGAGUCCAAGCCAUUGCAAUAGGACAAGCAUUGGUUGACGGACGCUGGCUAGAUUGUGUCAGUCAUCAUGAUCAGCUCUUCCGAGAUGAGUAUGCCUUGUACCGACCAUUACAGAGCACAGAGUUCUCGGAAACCCCCUCUCCAGACAGUGACUCCGUGAACUCUGUAGAGGGGCACUCUGAGCCAUCCUGGUUCAAAGACAUCAAGUUUGAUGACAGUGACACAGAGCAGAUUGCUGAUGAAGGAGAAGAUAACUUGGCCAACUCCGCCAGCCCUAGCAAGCGUACUUCAGUCAGCAGCUUCCAGUCCACAAUGGACAGUGAUUCAGCCGCCUCCAUCAGCCUGAACGUGGAGCUGGACAACGUGAACUUCCAUAUCAAGAAGCACUCCAAGUACCCACAUGUGCCCCCUCACCCUGCCGACCAAAAAGAGUACUUGAAUCCUGACAACGGAGGGCAGCAGAUGUUCUCUAUAAGUGAUGCUUUUAUUAAAGAGUCAUUAUUCAACAGGAGAGUGGAGGAGAAGUCCAAAGAACUCUUUUUCACACCACUAGGCUGGCACCAUAGCAACCUGGAUCUGCUGAGGGAAGAGAAUGGGGAGAAACAAGCCAUGGAAAGGCUGCUCUCUGCUAAUCACAACCACAUGAUGGCACUGCUUCAGCAACUUCUAUACAAUGAGUCCCUGUCCCUGUCAUGGAGGGAUAUCAUUGUACCUGUGGUCUGUCAGGUAGUUCAAACAGUACGGCCUGAUGUCAAGAACAGAGAUGAUGACAUGGAUAUCCGCCAGUUCGUCCACAUCAAAAAAAUUCCUGGUGGAAAGAAGUUUGACUCCAUGGUGGUGAAUGGAUUUGUUUGCACUAAGAAUGUUGCCCACAAAAAGAUGAACUCUUGCAUAAAAAAUCCCAAAAUUCUUCUGCUGAAGUGCUCAAUUGAGUACCUCUAUCGAGAAGAAACCAAGUUUACCUGCAUAGACCCUAUAGUGCUUCAGGAAAGGGAGUUCUUGAAGAACUAUGUACAGCGGAUAGUUGAUGUCAGGCCUAACUUGGUCCUUGUUGAGAAGACUGUGUCCCGAAUUGCACAGGACAUGCUGCUGGAGCAUGGUAUCACUCUUGUCAUCAACGUCAAGCCACAAGUGCUAGACAGAGUAAGUCGAAUGACCCAGGGAGACUUAGUGAUGUCAAUGGAUCAACUGUUGACCAAACCACGUUUGGGAACCUGCCAUAAAUUUUAUAUGCAAGUGUUUCAGUUGCCCAAUGAUCAAACAAAAACACUGAUGUUCUUUGAAGGGUGUCCCCAGCACCUGGGCUGCACUAUCAAAUUGUGUGGUGCUGCAGAGUAUGAGCUGGCCCGUGUGAAAGAGAUCCUGAUCUUCAUGGUCUGUGUGGCUUAUCAUUCCCAACUGGAAAUCUCUUUCCUUAUGGACGAGUUUGCUAUGCCCCCUACUCUGGCAAAAAACACCUCUUUUCAUUCCCUUAUUGAGGAUCCAGGAGAUGAAAAUGAACAGCAGAAUCUUUUCAAUGGUGAGGAUUAUAGCACAGCAAUCAGAGACAUCGAACUCUCCACUGAAAAGCUUCCUGUAAUCUCAGAGUCAGUGUCAUCUGAUGAGGUCACCUUGCUUGAGCAAAGAGGAUUAUUUGAGAGAGGUGACCAAGAGAACAGUCAGCUAGAAACAAUGUCCUCAAAACAGCAGGAGCACCACAAAAUGGAGUCGUCAUUUCCAGUGUUCCACUCUGUACCUCCUGCAAUACCUGAAACAUCUCUUCUGCCCCUCCAUGGCAUGGACCAGCACUUGGUCACUCUGGAUAGUCAGCCACUAGAGCCUCUUCAACAGGCAGAUGAUCUGCAGGAAUCCAAGAGUCAAAUGAGAGUCUUCAGAGACCCUCUCCAGGAUGAUAGUGGUUUAUAUGUUACGGAAGAGGUAACUUCUUCUGAGGAUCGUCUCAAGACUUACUCUGCAGCCUUUAAACAGGAGUUGAAAGAUGUCAUUCUCUGUAUUUCUCCUGUAAUGAUGUUCCGUGAACCAUUUCUUUUGACUGAAAAAGGCAUGAGAUGCCCUGCCCGAGAAUACUUCCCCGAGCAAGUUUAUUGGUCUCCUCUCCUUAAUAAGGAAUACAAGGAAUUGGAAAGUAGGAGGAAGAGACAAUUAUUGCGGGAUCUUUCUGGAUUACAAGGGAUGAAUGGGAGUAUACAAACCAAGGCUAUACAAAUCUUACCUUCCCAUGAGUUGGUUAACACUAGAAUAGCAGAGCAUCUAGGUGAUAGCCAGAGCUUAGCCAGGAUGCUGGCUGACUAUCGGGCCAGAGGAGGGAGGAUUCUACAGAGAAGUACAGAUCCCUUUGCUCAAAGUAAGGAUGUGUUCAGUGUCCCUACUGGAAAAACUGGUUGCAGGAUUGAAGAGGAUGAGAAAGGACUGGCUCAGAGUGAAUCCUCUUGGUCUCAUAAGGUGGAUUGUCUGAGUCCAGUAAACCAUCAGAGACUCUGUGUUCUCUUCAGUAGCUCUUCUGCUCAGUCCAGCAAUGCUCCAAGUGCCUGUGUUAGCCCCUGGAUUGUGACCAUGGAAUUCUAUGGGAAAAAUGACUUGACACUAGGGAUUUUUUUGGAGCGCUACUGUUUCAGGCCUUCCUACCAGUGCCCCAGCAUGUUCUGUGAAACACCAAUGGUGCACCACAUUCGUCGCUUUGUACAUGGGCAAGGAUGUGUGCAAAUCGUUUUAAAGGAGCUGGACUCCCCAGUCCCUGGGUACCAACACACAAUUCUUACUUACUCCUGGUGUAGACUGUGCAAACAGGUGACACCAGUUGUUCCCCUUUCCAAUGAUUCUUGGUCUAUGUCUUUUGCAAAAUACCUUGAGCUGAGAUUCUAUGGGCACCAGUACACUCGAAGGGCCAAUGUAGAGCCUUGUGGUCAUUCCAUUCAUCAUGACUAUCACCAAUAUUUUUCCUAUAAUCAGAUGGUGGCAUCUUUCAGCUACUCUCCAAUCCGUCUGCUUGAAGUAUGUGUCCCACUACCCAAGAUCUACAUCAAACGACAGGCUCCAUUAAAAGUUACUAUUUUGCAGGAUCUCAAGGACUUCUCUCAAAAGGUGUCACAAGUGUACCUUGCUGUUGAUGAUCGCCUUGCUUCUCUGAAAACAGAUACUUUCAGCAAAACAAGGGAAGAGAAGAUGGAAGAUCUGUUUGCACAAAAGGAGAUGGAAGAGGGGGAGUUUCGAAACUGGACUGAGAAGAUUCAGGCAAGACUGCUUUCAUCAUCAUUAGACACACCUCAACAGUUACAAUCUGUUUUUGAGUCUCUGAUAGCUAAAAAGCAAGGUCUCUGUGAGAUGCUGCAAGCCUGGAAUAAUAGAUUGCAGGAUCUCUUCCAACAAGAGAAAGGGAGAAAGCGCCCUUCAGUACCACCCAGCCCUGGAAGAUUGAGGCAAGGUGAAGAAAGCAAGAUCAGUAGCAUGGAUGCUUCCCCACGCAAUGCUUCUCCAGCACUGCAAAAUGGAGAGAAAGAGGAUCGUUUCCUGACUACUUUAUCAAGUCAGAGUUCCACAGGCUCCACGCAUCUUCAGUUGCCCACCCCUCCAGAGGUUGUAUCAGAGCAACUGACUGGUGCCAGCACACUGUCUGAACAGGAUACAACUAGUAGCUCAGAAGAUGUGUUUGAUGGACACUCAUUGGGAUCUACAGACAGCCAAGUGAAGGAGAAAUCUACUAUGAAAGCUAUUUUGGCUAACUUGUUGCCUGGGAACAAUUAUAACCCCAUUCCAUUUCCCUUUGACCCAGAUAAGCACUACCUAAUGUAUGAGCAUGAACGUGUACCUAUUGCAGUCUGUGAGAAGGAACCAAGCUCCAUCAUAGCUUUCGCUCUCAGUUGCAAGGAAUACAGAAAUGCCCUGGAUGAGUUGUCCAAAGCAUCCGUGAAAAGCAGUUCUGAAGAAGGACCACAGCCGAACAGCAUGUCAGACAGCAAACCAAAGAGCAGUAGCCCUGUCCGCCUGCCUGAGACUACCAUGGGUCCUUCAAAUCGUACUGCAGAACCUGAACAACCAAAGAAAUCAUCUGGCGUUUUGUCUUUCUUCCGUGGCACGGGAGGGAAGAGCCCAGACCUGUCUUCCCAGAAGAAAGAGACCUUACGUGGUGCUGACAGUGCCUACUACCAGGUUGGACAGAUGGGCAAAGAGGGAGCAGAAAACCAAGGAGCGGAGCCUCAAGAUGAGGUAGAUGGAGGAGAUGGACAGAAGAAGCAGCUGGUGAAUCCCCAUGUGGAACUCCAAUUUUCAGAUGCGAAUGCCAAAUUCUACUGCAGGAUUUAUUACGCUGGCGAGUUUCACAAGAUGCGUGAAGUGAUUCUGGGGAGCAGUGAAGACGACUUCAUCCGCUCCCUCUCUCACUCUAUGCCCUGGCAAGCACGCGGUGGCAAAUCUGGGGCUGCGUUCUAUGUGACUGAGGAUGAUAGAUUUAUCUUAAAGCAGAUGCCUCGUCUGGAAGUCCAGUCAUUCCUUGACUUUGCUCCACAUUAUUUCACUUACAUAACUAAUGCAGUUCAGCAGAAGAAACCCACAGCACUGGCUAAAAUUCUUGGGGUGUAUCGAAUUGGGUACAAGAACUCUCAAAACAACACAGAGAAGAAGCUGGAUCUGCUUGUCAUGGAAAACCUUUUCUAUGGAAGGAAGAUGGCUCAGGUUUUUGACCUAAAGGGCUCCCUCCGGAAUAGAAAUGUUAAAACAGACACAGGGAAGGAGAGCUGUGAUGUAGUCCUGCUGGAUGAGAACCUUCUGAAGAUGGUCCGGGACAACCCUUUGUACAUCCGUUCCCAUUGCAAGGCUGUGCUGCGAGCUUCCAUACACAGUGAUUCCCAGUUCCUUUCCAGCCAUCUCAUCAUAGACUACUCCCUGCUGGUGGGUCGUGAUGAUACCAACAAUGAGCUGGUUGUUGGGAUCAUUGAUUAUAUUCGCACUUUUACCUGGGACAAAAAACUUGAAAUGGUGGUGAAGUCAACUGGCAUCUUGGGAGGACAAGGUAAGAUGCCAACUGUGGUCUCUCCAGAACUGUACCGGACCAGGUUUUGUGAAGCUAUGGAUAAGUACUUCCUGAUGGUGCCAGACCAUUGGACAGGGCUGGGCCUGAAUUGCUAAACUAAAGCCCAUAUUGGGAAAGCACAAGAGGACAAUGAUGUUACAGGCCACUCUUCCUGUGGCCUGCCCAGCAGUAAGCAAGAGGAUUGCAGUUCUGUGUCUACACUGACCACGUGCAUCAUGUUGCAGAGUGUGAAAUUUGCUUGUUGCACUUUAAUCCUCUCUUGGAGGCUGAUGGGUGAGCCAGCCUCAUUAAGGAUCUAAGCUGUAAGGUACCACUGAAGAGCGCUGAUUGAGACAUUCCCUGUGUCAGUAUGGAAGGUGGUGCUAUCUCCAUGUAUGAGCGCUGAAACCUACUAUCCAGUUCUGGUGGUGUAGAAGUACAUGAUCUCUGUAAGUCUUGCAUUCCUUAAGUGGUGUUGAAUAUGAACAGCUCACAUUUCUGUAGUGGAUGUGUAGUACUGCAAAUGUGAAAUAUCCCCCCACCCCAUGAAGGUGAGUGAGAGAAGAAUGAAGUUAAUUCCUAAGUUUGGCUUUUUUUUUCAGUGAUCUGUAGUUGACCUGUUUAGGAUCCAAGAAUAACUUGUCCUGCUUAUGCUCUGUAGCCUCACUUUUUACUAGGUUCUGUAAACAGUACUUGAGGAUGGGGAAGUAUGCAUGCAUGGAUUUGUUUUGUUGUGUUUUUUUUAAGGCAGCUCCACAAUUAUAAUGCCAUAACUCUCCAAAUCACUACAUCUUUUAAUAGUGCAGUACAGCUCUGUCUAUGUUAAUUUCAUUUUAGCUGAAUCCCAUAAAAAUGGGUUGUCAGUGAUCAGCAUGCUGCAAACCCCAAACAUAUCCCUUCAAUCCUAAACAGGAAUUUGAUCAAAAUAUUGCCCAACUCCCUGGAAACAGGUAACUAAAACAUACCCUUUUAUGUAACAAGGCUCAAUUACUUAUAGUUAUGAAACUGGUUAACUCUUCCCUUAAUAGAAGGCACCAAAUUGCCAGAUGAAAUGCAUGCAGCCUUAGAUUGACAACUUUCUCCUUAAUGAAACCGUUAUUCCCGGCAGAUCACUUAAAAUCCAUUUCAUUUCCUAAAGCCUUUGAAACAAUGUAUUUACCUCAUGGUGAAAUUUUGCCAGGAGAACGCUUUUCUUGUGUUUGUGACAUGCUGAUGAGAAUAAGCAUCCAGAUCUCGUCACACUGUGCUAUUCCAAUGGGAAAAAACUCUCUUCAGCAGUAUUAGACUUUUUUUGCACCAAUAAGAUGAAUGUAUUCUUCUGAAAAAACCUGAACUAACAAGUAUCUUGUAUGAUGGAUAAGAUGUGCAGAGAUCUGAGAAUCUCUACAUUAUGAAAAUAAGCACCUCUUUCCAUUUUUAUUAUUUUUUACCUGUUUUGUAGGUGACAAGUUUACUUUUUAGAUUCAGUAUAAUAUAGGCCAGUAAAUAAGAGUUAUGUUUUUGUUGUUUUUGUUUUUUUUAAAUGCAAGUUUGAGAAGCAAGAAUACUGUCCUUGUCCUUCCAGUCUCUGAAAGGACUUCAGAUGUGGAGUCUGGGACAGUAUAGCUCUUUAUGACCACUUACUCAUUCUGAUCAGUUGCUUGGUAAUUCCAUCUUCACUGUAGCUAUGGAUUGAAAGGUGCAUUUUUUUUCACUCCUCCUGUGUUCAGUAUUUUCUUCUGCAGCAGAUGGUGGUGGCUCUGGUCAGGAGUGACACCUGGGCAGCAUUGGGAAAGGAAAGGACAGUGAAAACUGAAUUGUUGGCUCUGAAAACAACCAGUGCAGUUCAAGUCUGAGUUGCUGGAAGACAAUAGUCAUUCGUGUUGGAAGAAGUCUUUCCUACUCCCCACCGUCAUUUCCAAUGAUGAGCAAAAGUACUGGCCUUGAAGCAGCAGAAACGAAAGUAUUCUUGCUUCCUCUGUCUAAUGUAAUCUCUGUUUCUGGGGGUGCAGUGUGGAAGGCUGCAGUGAUGUGUGCUGUGGAAAGACGACAGUUCUGCUUGACUCGCUCUGGCAUGGAAUCAUUCCAGUUCAGCACAGGGCAUUGGGUGAAGCUGAUUACCCCUGGGACACAUCAUCUCCUGCGUUGAAAUGUGCUCCCAGGUUGGUUAUUUGUGUAGGGCCUUGUGUAAUGAGGAACCAACCUGUCCAUCAGCUCAACGCUAGUCAUUUCUGUGUCUCCUGCCUUCUGUCUUGGUCCACUGAUGUUCAGGAAAGAGCCUGACAUGUAGCCUGAAUCUGUUCUGUUCUCCAUUAAAGAUUACAUGUCGAGUUUCUCCUUCCUAUCCUGAAGUUUAUAGGGAAAAUACUUGACUUGCCCGAAAUCUAAGGUGACCCAACAGCAGCUUGUUAUCUUUCACUUUAGUUAAUAUGUGCAGUGGAUGAUGGACCAUGAAUAUGGGCAGUGUCGUGGCAUCUGCAGUAGUAUGGUGCAGAGCUGGGCUUUGCUAGCCAUCUUAUCACCAGUAAUCCUUACUCCAGAGUGGUAUGUGGCUGUUCUGCUUGUCUUCCAGAGUCCCAAGCAGCUGGCUGUAAAGUAACUUGGUCAUCCGAUUGUAGUUUAUGUUCCCCUGUUUGUAAUAGCACGAGGCCUUUCCCACUGGACAAAAUGGGAGAACCCUCCCCUCUGGCCAGCUGUUCUGCAGCCCAGUUGUUUGAAUUGCAGUCUUGGGCUGAAGUCAUAGCAUUUGGAGAGAUCUUGGGCUGGAAUCAACAGUUAACUUUUGGUCAGGAUGUGGCUCAGACUAGUACUGACCAGCCUGGAGUAGGUAGCAAACUACUAGUCAUGGGUGAAACAGUAGCAUUAACUGGAAUUGGGACAUCUUUGGGUGUCAUGUAACCUAAAGCUGGAAGCAUUGCUACUUCAAGUCCCAGAAAUUGAAUAGAUCCCCCCAGACGUUUCCUUUUUAUGUUAAGAAUUGUCCUGGCAUUUCACUUGCUACAAAGCUGAUGUUCUUGAAAGGAGAACAAUAGUUCAUGCAGAAUAGAUCCUUCUUGUGGGGCUCAUAGGCCUGUGUCCCUGCAGCAUGCCUAAGGAUGUCUUAAUGGAGUGGCCUAGGUAUUAAAUAAGCCUUUUGAUUAGAGCAUUUUAUUUCCUUGUAAUGCAGGUGUAGUGUAUGUGUGCAUAAGCAAAAUCCAGUUGUAAAUGCACUGUGAGACUGCAUUUUUUUUCCAGAGUUGCACUGGCUUGUCUGUUUUGAACUGAGGCCGUGUGACAAACAUCUAAAUCUUGUCCCAUUCAGAAGCAAUGACUUGUUUCAAGUCGUGUAGACAGCAAGUUGCCUUGCAGUAGCCCAGGGCUGUAUUCUGUUCCCCAAAAGCACAUGAGGGACUCUUGCUAGUUAAGGAGCUCCAUUGGGCUCAGGUGGAGUUACCUGUGGAGUGGGCUGUCCUCUGUGAGAAUGACCAAAACCAAAUUAAUCACUCACUAGCAGGAGGCCAGACUAACCAUUAUUCAAAGCACUUCAUGUAUCAUAAUGUAUGUAUUUCUAAUCUACCUUGGUUCAACUGUAUUUUAUAAGAUUGAUGUACUAAACUAUUUGAGAGUAACUGCCUUGACUACUUGGAGAAUCAAAAUGUAAUGUAUAUAGAUAAAAAUGCAAAUAAAGUGACUAAAAUA